This is a messenger RNA of Lingula anatina, 2021 nucleotides long. RefSeq lists its product as uncharacterized. Gene Ontology annotation, cellular component: membrane. Gene Ontology annotation, molecular function: G protein-coupled receptor activity. The record is from RefSeq and is a predicted model, not a curated record. Lineage: Eukaryota; Metazoa; Brachiopoda; Lingulata; Lingulida; Lingulidae. Gene Ontology annotation, biological process: G protein-coupled receptor signaling pathway.
GUCGUCAAUCUGUUCCUGCUGUUCGUGGCUCUGAUUCUUGGAACUAUUGGCAAUCUAUCCCUGGUAGUUGCUGUCGGGUGCAGGAGGGCGCUGCAAACCGCUGUCAACGUACCAUUGGUCAACCUGGCCAUUUCGGACCUGAUCAUCUGCCUUCUGAGCGUCCCAAUCGCGUUUGUGAUCAUUCUAGAGAAUUUCACGACGUACAUCGUGCCGUUAGAAGUUUGCGUAAUGCAAGGGUUUUUUCAAUCAACGGGGGAGAUUGUUCAGUUGUUGACAAUAGCUGUCAUCAGUUACGAAAGGUACCAGGCAGUUGCGAAACCCUUUGACAAAGAGCAAAGGCGUCUGAGAGUGAUCGUGAUGACAGUGGUGACGUGGACUCUUGGUCUAUCAAUAGGCAUUAUAUGGACUGUCCUUUUGCGCGAUUCACCUCUGUUUGACAUGUGUCUGAAGUACAACACGGAACUUUUACAUAUGGAUGGCGUCUACAGCCUUUAUAUUCUAUCACCAUUAACCGUUGUAACAAUUCUUAUAGUGUCCGUGGCGUACUGCCGAAUACUUUGCAAGGUAGAGGAGAAAAGGAAGAUAUUUAGAAAACCGUUUGGCGGUCAAAAAAACAAGGUUCACCCGAUCAGAACUCUGUCAGAAGACGUUCCAAACGGGGAACAAGCCCGGUGCAUAGUAAGUCCCCGGAAAGACAUGACUCAAACAACGGCAAUUCUUAACUCGUCAGAUUUACUGCCGUCAGGAACCCCUCAAGUGAGUCCUCCCGACCAACAUACAGUGGAAACGCACAGACUGAGCACAAUUCAUUCAACGAGCACAAUAACUAAAGAGACACCUGGGUUGAAUAUAAAUGAAGAAAGUGUGCGUAGCACGCAGUGCGUUUCGAAUGAAGCGACUGAAAGGCCAUCUAUUGGUAAGACAAGUGACAACACCUUGCAAUUCCAUGAUUUUGGUUCAAAAAACAAUUUGCAGGGAGUAAAGCAGGAUUCGCCCAAUGUCUUAAACGCUGCACGAUGCGCGACUAAAAAUCAUAAAGAAGCGGCGUUUUUGAUGCUAGAUGGCGCGGAUUGUUGUGUGCAGUGCUCGGGGGUGAAUGUUUCUGCGGGAAAAAGGAAUCCAAACAUUGUUUCACCGCAGAGAGUGAACAAUUGGCAUUUACCUCAAAGAGUACAAGAAUACUCAGAGAGGAGUACAAACAUAAGCAAUCAAAAUGACAAAGAAACUCGCGCGAAUCUCCGAUAUUUAUCUUACAGCACAAUUCCAACAGCACUAUCAGAUGCCUGUCGAGCCUCCAUUAGUGUAGUCAAAGACUUGUCUGUCAGUGAUGCACCUGACAGCACAAACAAAGAUCUCAUUGAGAAUGGGCAGCACCUUCGAGGCGACUCGGAUCGUGACCAAGGAUUCCAAGCCGUUCGUCAUAGUAAUCAGAGCGGCAAAAACACUGCAGAAAAAAGAGAAGACCAGAAUGUGACUAACGAAAUACAAGUGAUUGACUUUGAUGGCAACGUCACCACAUCGCAAGCAGUUGCCGUGGGUGAGGCAAAGAUAUACGGCUCGGUCUGCGUGAUGACUAACAAGAACCGGGUUCUUGGUAAGAGACGCCUGGAGACAAAACUUGCCAAGAUGACGUCGGUUAUUAUCGUGACAUUCUUUGUAUUGUGGCUUCCGGUUCCCAUAGCAACGGUCGUGCAGCGGACGUACUCUGGGCAGCAGGAAGGGGGAAGCUUCGUACUGGUUGAUUCUUUGCAGCUGCUGAUAGCUACAAUAGCUAUGUUGAGCGCUGCCGUUAACCCCAUCGUCUACGCCCUUCUGAACAAGAAGUUCAGAGCUGAAAUUGCUUGCAUCUUGAAACGGCAGUAAGACGCAAUACGUACCUAUACGUCCGGGCAGUUGGCAUUUAGUAUAAUUUUUGAAGUUAAGGAUUAAAUGAAAACGAACACUGCACCUUGCUUUGUAAUGAACAACAGUUCCUCGUUGAGAUGUCAACGUUACUUGGCUGUUAAUCACAGGCAGGUUCC